AUGUCGGUAUUACCACCACUAAAUAGUACUUUUCAAGGUAAUCAUCCCACUGGAAAACCUACAAAAUUAGAUAAUAUACAUAAAUUGUCAUUAAAUAAUCAACUACCCGACAUUGAAUCUAACAAUACAUCAUCAUUACCAAUAACACCGAUAUCCAUGGAUAUGCCAAUCUCAUCAACAGAUUCACUAUACAAAUCACUUCCAAUAUCCCCACAGCCGUCAAAAGUACAACCAACAUCAUUAGAUUCAAGCAACGAUUUUUCACCAAAUCUUACAUCAAAUGCAUUAGAUGGAUUGAGAAGAUAUUUCAACCACGAUAUAACAGGUGAUGACGAAGAAGAAUUGGAUGAAACGGGGAGUAUAAUUUCAGAAGUCUAUAGUCUUUUAACACCUGACUUGGCAUCAGACAAAAAUCAAUAUACACAACAAUAUCUACAACAACAAAAACAAAAGCAAAUUGCAGAUACUGCAUCAUACAUCAGUGAUGUAAAACAAACCUUACCAUCAAUAACAUCAACAAAAGAAUCAUCUCAAUCUAUACUCUCAUCUUUUUUAUCAAACGAAAUCUUUUAUGCACAAAAUCUUAUAAACUUACCACAACAUUUCAUAAACCAAGAAUUUGAAUCCUUCAGUCAUGAUUUGAUUUUACAUCCACAAAUACCUUCCCCAAAAUAUCAUGAAAAAAUAAUAAAUAUUUUAGAUCAAUUAUAUGAAUCAUCAAUAGAAUUAGUGUCAACAAUUACCAUGUUUAAUUGCUUGUUGAAAAAAAUCAAUGUGCACGAUACAAGUUUGAACAACUUAAAAUUAAUCAAAAAGCAAUUCAACAACUUAAUACACAAUCAUUUGAGUCAUGAUGUGCACUACAUUUUGGACAAAAUAAUAGAUGGAUUAUACGAGUACAAUUUAAUGAUUGAAGAAUUCAAUGAAAAAGAUAAAAAGGAUAAUAAAAUUUCAGAUACUAAGACUGAUGAAGCAAAACAAAGCUAUGCUACUAUUAAUGAUUAUUAUUCUGAGAUCGAAACUGUAUUAACUUUAAAGAAUUCAAAAUUAACUACACAAGAUUGUGAGAAAUUUCAUACUUUGUUAAAUGAUGAAAUUUUAAGUAACAAAAAUUGGAAUAACUAUAUUAAUCACUUGAGAUCAAUUGUUUGA
Molecule: messenger RNA, 1152 nt
Organism: Lodderomyces jiufengensis
Lineage: Eukaryota; Fungi; Ascomycota; Pichiomycetes; Serinales; Debaryomycetaceae
Exons: 1
Coding region: 1-1152 (383 amino acids)
Source: RefSeq, a predicted model, not a curated record